This is a messenger RNA of Pungitius pungitius (ninespine stickleback), 4824 nucleotides long. RefSeq names its product cholecystokinin B receptor a (gene cckbra). Lineage: Eukaryota; Metazoa; Chordata; Actinopteri; Perciformes; Gasterosteidae. Gene Ontology annotation, biological process: neuropeptide signaling pathway. The record is from RefSeq and is a predicted model, not a curated record. Gene Ontology annotation, cellular component: plasma membrane. The transcript is spliced from 5 exons. Gene Ontology annotation, molecular function: neuropeptide receptor activity; gastrin receptor activity. Bases 281 to 1654 code for a protein of 457 amino acids.
GUGUGUGUGAAAGAGAGAGGAAGAAAGAGAGAGAGGGAGAGCUCCUCAGUUGCCUUAGCAGCGCAGCUUCAUUCCCUCACAGUCCGGUGCGGUGCGCGCUGCGCUUCACUUCACUUCACUUUACCGGGUGUUCCCCUCUCCUUCUUCUUCUUCUUCAUCUUCUUCCCACGGUCCGCCUCGUUCUCCCGUCCCUGCGAGGUGGCUUCGGGGCUGGUUAUUUAUCUAAAUUAGCAAAACUCCACUUUUACCUCCACCAAGUUCCACCCACGGAAAGGAACGGAUGGAUCUGGCUCUGCAGGCGGCGAACGCGAGCGCGGCGGAGGUGGUGUCGGCGGGAUGCGCGGAGCAGCGGAACCUCAGCGGGGAAGUUGGCGACUAUAACAUCAGCUGCCAGAACGUCUCCGUCAUCCCCAGAGCAGCCAGAGGAGUCAAAGAGAUGGACUCAUUCCGCAUCCUGCUCUACUGCCUCAUCUUCCUGCUGAGCGUCUUCGGCAACCUGCUCAUCAUCGUGGUAUUGGUGCUGAACAAGCGCAUGCGGACCGUCACCAACUCCUUCCUGCUGUCGCUGGCGGUCAGCGACCUCAUGAUGGCGAUCUUCUGCAUGCCCUUCACGCUCAUCCCCAACAUCUUGGAGGACUUCAUCUUCGGGGGCGCCAUGUGCAAGAUCUUCUCCUACUUCAUGGGGAUCUCCGUCAGCAUCUCCACCUUCAGCCUGGUGGCGAUCGCCAUCGAGCGGUACAGCGCCAUCUGCAAUCCGCUGAAGUCUCGCGCGUGGCAGACCCGGUCCCACGCCUACCGCGUCAUCGCCGCCACCUGGGUGGUGUCGCUGCUCAUCAUGGUGCCGUACCCGGUGUUCAGCCAGCUCAAGGCCUUCCCCAAGGCCAACGGCACCGUCGGCCACAUGUGCCGCCUGCACUGGCCCAGCGGGCCAGUGGAGCAGACCUGGUAUGUGCUGCUGCUGUUCACUCUGUUCUUCAUCCCGGGAGUGGUGAUGAUUGUAGCCUACGGCCUCAUCUCCAGAGAGCUCUUCCGAGGCAUGCAGUUUGAGCUGAGCCAGAGCAGAGAGGCCACCGGCCAGAAGAACGGCGUGGGACGGGCGGCCGCGGGGUCCAGCAACGACGACGACGACGGCUGCUACAUCCAGGUGUCCAAGAAGCCCCCCGCCGCAGCCGUGGAGCUGCCCACCCUCUCGGCCGCGUCCGGCGCCGCCCGGGCCAAGGCCGAGCGCGCCCGCAGCAACACCUCGGAGGCCAAGCUGCAGGCCAAGAAGCGGGUCAUCCGCAUGCUGAUGGUGAUCGUGGCGCUCUUCUUCGUCUGCUGGAUGCCGCUGUACUCGGCCAACACGUGGAAGGCCUUCGACCCGAAGGCGGCCACCAGGGCUCUGACCGGAGCGCCCAUCUCCUUCAUCCAACUGCUGUCCUACACCUCGGCGUGCGUCAACCCCAUCAUCUACUGCUUCAUGAACUUGCGCUUCCGCAAGGCCCUGCUGUCCACCUUUGCCUGCUGCUGCCGCAGCCGCCUCUGCCGCUGGUGGUGCCGGAGGAAGGAGGUGGGCACCGAGGACGGCAUCGGCGCCAUGUCCAUGGCCACUUCCAUGGCCACGUCCAUGUCCAAGAUCAGCUACACCACCGUCAGCACCGCCGGCACCUGCUAAGCGCCGGGGCGGAGCAGCCGCUUUUUUAUUUCAAGCUUCGGCUGUUCACUCUCAUUUUAGCUUUUAUGCUACAAUUCACACGCCAAGUAAUAUUCCUGCCCUCGUUUAUGAGGCCUUUUUAACAAAAAAAGGUCUCCUUAAAGUCCUGUGUGCAUGGUUGCAGAAUGGGAGGCGGGUUUGGUGACAUUCUUUUUCUGCCGUUUAAUUGGCAGCAUCCCGAAAGAUGGACAUCACGUGCCUGUGCUCUUCCUGUUGGUUUCAUUGUUCACUGGCCGAGAGACAUUUCAUUCAAAUAAUAAGGGGAAAUACCUUAAGGUUUUUACCAGCCAAAAAGGUACAUUUCUGAUAGAGACAUACCGUUGGAACAAUGAGGACUGAUUACCUCCGUAAAGAAGCAGAAUGGUCUGUAGCUCCUUUUCUGUUUGAUGUGCUUCUAUCUUCACUCAUCUUUCUCGGUUGGAAGAACGAAGGCUACACAGGGCAACUUGGAUAUUGUUGGUUUCCAAGUGAACAGCAAGAAAUCUUCACUCUUUUUGAGUUAGGCAAACAUCCCAGCAUCAAAAAUACAUUGACUGAGGUGUUUUUAAGAUCUUGUAACGUUUUUUACAGUGGCGCUCUGUGAUUCAGGCAGGUGCGUGAUGCAGACGUUAACAUUGGAACGAGAAUUACCAGAGAAAGUGCAGUCAGUCUCCGUUAGAGGCUGAUUGCACCUGCUGCUUGCUCCGCACAAAAGUGCUUCAGUCAAACACACCUUUUCUGCUCAAUUAUCUCCGUGGCGUCUUUCAUUUCCUCUUGCUCUCUCUCGUUCUCUCUCCCCGCAGCUGCAGUGCACUGCAAUUACUCUGAGCAGUACCUAAGUACAGAGACCCCCGGUUUCUAAGGCUCAGACUAACGAGGUGCUCCCGGGGAACCCGCUCGUGGCUUUUGCCCAUGCAGAGCCGCUGACAGCCUAUCCGAGAGAACUUCACCCAUUUAUUAAAGACAACAAUGAUCUCGAGUUUAAUAGCAUCCUUCCACUCUCUGGAUUGUGACCGACGUGCGCUCCGAUGAAGUACAAAGGGAUUGUAAGAAAAGAUGAAAUUAGGGUAGGAAUGGACCGGUGAUGGCAAAGAAUAAACUUAUUUGAUCAGGACCAGCAUUAUGUAAUUCUGCUUAUAUAUUAUAUUAAAAAUAUAUCAAAAUAAAAUAUUAUACUGUAUAAGAAUAGACGGAUAGAAAUUCAUUUGAUUAGGCGAGAACAUUGGUGCGACCUAUAUCUGGUUUGCUUAAAGCAUUUGGGAGAGCGGACAUUGAAGCCACCCUGUUGCCUCAGAAGUAGCGAGCUACUGUAGCGAUUCCGAGGGGCUGUUCCACGAGAUGGUUUAGAUCAUUUUUUCUGAAACUCGGUUUCAAAAAACUUAAAAGCUUAAUUCAUUAGAAUGAGAUGCAUCUCCCCUUCAAAUGUUGGUUGCAUCACACAACAUUAAGAAUGGCGAGAGAGUUAAGUUAGAUUCAUGAGCUGGCAGUGAGUCGUAUCGAUCUUCCCAUGUGGAAAUGAUCCGUGACUCUAUUCAUGAACUCGGUGGGACGCUUUUGUCUUGCAAGCGGUGACAUGUCAACAGCUUAGUGCUGUCAUUUCCUUAUCACUUUCAAGUUUCCUCUCUCCUCGUUCUCUGCAGCCACCGACACUCCACCCACCGCUCACCUCGUUUUUAUCUUGCUUUCCCAGCGCAGAGGAGCAUGAAUACAUGAAUGGCAAUAGAGUGGGGGUGACAGCUGAGAUUUUCAGGCACAAGCGGCGAUCCUGAGAGCGGUUAAAAAAAGCUGUCGCAAGGGGGGUGGGGGGGGGUGGGUUGCUUUGACAAACAGACUGACAAUUGGCACACAGACACACACACACUGCUAUAAACACAUUGUCUGGCGGCCGUCUCUACUGCAGUAUGUUUUUGUAAUUAAGCCAGAACGGCGAGUGAUUUCCAUAUUUUUGCUGCCACUCUGUGCGCAGCAGAACCUGCCGGUUUUAGUACGGAUUUAUUUCAGUGGCCCGUGCAAGUUUCGCCCAUCCACUUGCGUGUUUUGGUUGCGUCACAAGUCUGGAGGUUCUUGAAUUGCAAAAUAGAUGUAAAAUAUAUUAAAUGACGUUGGCUAGUUGGGAAUAAUGGAGGUAAGGCUCUUAAAGUGGGUAUUAAAUUAUGUCCUGUAGAUUAACAACCAGCGCUCAUGUGUAUUAUGAAGGGACAGGAUAAACAGUCUGUACGGUAAAAGCCUCCCACAGCUUUCAUUGAAUCAGUUUGGCUACUUACCUGACCAGGCCAGCAAGUUACGGUAUGUAUUAUUAAAAUGAGCAUCCUCACAGCAUCCUACUCAGAGCUGCUACUUUUUUCAUAUUUGAAAGAAAAAAAGCUAGUUGCCAGUGCCAUUGAUUUCGUCACUGCGAGGUAUCCUAAUGAGAACGUAAACGGCACUGAACCAAGUUCUCAUCUGUGUGAAAGUUAGACGUUACGUCUACACGCUAAAUAUGGAGCUAUAGCUGAUGGGAAGUUAGCUUGCUUGGCAUAGAAUAGGAAGACAACUAGCCUGGCUCUUUCCAAAGCAUCUCUCCACCAACAAAAGAAAAAAUGUCUUAUUGUUUGCUUAUUCCGUGAAAGAAACGUAGACGUCUUGGUAGUUUCAAUCUUUUAACUGUCAAGAUAACUGGAUUCCUCCUUUUAUGGUCAAGUUAACAAGCUGCUUGCCACUCGGAUUAAAAACACUGCGAGUAGUUACACUACAAAAAGCUUUUUAAUGUGUACACACACAUUAAAAAGCAAAUUAUCGUGUUUUUCUUGGGGAUAAUUAUUCCUUUACGUCUUUAUGGAGCACGUCCACCACUACAAGCCUCUACUCAGUGACUGAGUGUCUCCUGAAGAAUGGAUUUUCACCGGAAGAAAAAAGUUUACAGUACCAAAAACAGGUACAAAUGUGCCUGCAUGGGUGAGAAAUUGAAUUCUUACCCUUCUCCCAGAAGAAUAGCUGAUGCACAUUAAAACUGAAAUGAGACUGGCGCACGGACACUUCUGCUCUUAUCUCCGCCUCCCUCAAACAAGAAUCCCAUCAGGCGCUCCGGUCGGCACACAAAAACCAAAACACAUGGACAGACAAAACCUCUUCAGUUCCGCAGACAAUGCUCGACCGUCUGGGGACGAGAGAAC